UUUAUUAAUAUUUUCCAGGGGUGCUGCUUGCUAGAUAUGGUCAUGCCUGGAAGGAGCAAAGGAGAUUUGCACUCUCCACCUUGAGGAACUUUGGGAUGGGAAAGAAAUCCCUGGAGCAGCGUGUGACCGAGGAAGCUGGAUUUCUGUGCUCUGCGAUCUGUUCUGAACAAGGUCGUCCUUUUGAUCCACAUUUUCUUAUAAACAACGCAGUUAGCAAUGUGAUCUGCUCCCUCGUCUAUAGUGAGCGCUUUGACUAUGACAAUAAGAAAUUUCAGAGAUUGCUGCAUUUGGUUGAACAGGCCUUGAAGGAAGAAGGUGGAUUCCUGCCCCAGCUCCUUCUCGUAGUACCUUGGCUGCUGCGCAUCCCUGGAGUGCCACAGAGCGUCUUCCGAGCCCAAAAGGAGGUCCUGGACUUCACAGAUGAGCUUGUGAAGGAGCACAGGAUGACCUGGAAUCCUACCCAAAAGAGAGACUUCACUGAUGCUUUUCUACAAGAGAUAGAGACGGUAGGAGGAGAUGGGCAGACAUCAUUAUGUUAUAUUGAGGAGGAUAUAAAGUGUCUUUUUCCAGGUAAAGUCCAUGAGGAAAUUGAUAAGGUGAUUGGCAGGGACAGGUCACCCAAGAUGGAGGACCAAGCGAACAUGCCUUAUACCAAUGCUGUGAUCCAUGAAACUCAACGUUAUGGGGAUAUUGUUCCUGCUGGAUUGCCUCACAUGACAUACCGGGACACCGAGCUCCAAGGCUACUUCAUUCCAAAGGGGACAACAGUCAUCGCUAACUUGUCCUCGGUGCUGAAGGAUGAAACGGUUUGGGAGAAGCCGCACCAGUUCUACCCGGAGCACUUCCUGGAUGCAGAUGGACAGUUUGUGAAGCGAGAGGCCUUCCUGCCUUUCUCUGCAGGUCGUCGUGUUUGCCUGGGGGAACAACUAGCCAGGAUGGAGCUUUUCCUCUUCUUCACCAGCCUGCUGCAGCAUUUCACCUUCCAUCUCCCUGAGGGCCAGGCCAGGCCUCGAGAGGAUGGACACUUUGCCACGACACUCACCCCACACCCCUACCAGAUCCUGGCUGUCCCAAGAUAAGUGCAGUGUUUUGCAAAGUUCUCCUCAUAUAUUUUAGGAAGGCUGUAGUGCUUAACUGAAAGAUGCUCCUACUCCGGUGGGAGAGCUUCUCCUGUCAAUAUAGUUAAUCCACCUCCCUGAGAGGCGAUAGCUGUGUUGGCAGGAGAAGCUCUGAAGACAUAGUGCUGUCUACACAGGCGUUAGGUUGGUAUAACUAUGUCACUCAGGGUUGUGGAUUUUUCACACUCCUGAGCGACCUAGUUAUACCUAUAUAGGCCUGUAGUUUAGGCCUGGCCUUAGCAUUGUGUCUGCUUCAUUCUUUAAGAGAGUCUCCUUGAGAUCCUCUGAAGUUAUGCUAUCAGCACUAUUGGCCGUUUACCCGUCAGCAUUGUGUAGAUUCCUGUUGCGUGUUGGUACACAUAGCAAAUGUGUAACGGAAUGCUAAAGAUAGCGUGAUUACAUGUGGGUAGCAAGAGCCUGGCAGACUUGUCACUGCAACACAUAAUAUGAGCUUAUUGCAGCUGUUUAAAUGGGAAAGUCAGUGCUCUGAGCCAGCAGGGUGUGGUUUGGUUUUCUAGCACUUUGCCUGGGUAUUCCUUCAGGGCCAAGCCAAUGCCUUCUCUGAGAAGAGAUUUUGAAGUACACUUCGCAUUUGCUUGUACAUGCUGCAGACAAUGCUAUUGACAGAGAUUUACCUGCAUUAUUUUAGGAGAUUUGGUAAACAAAAAUGGAUCACAUCUUCCACUGAUCUAAAGUGACUUCUGGAGCCAUGCCUAUUUGCGCCAGCUGAGGAUCUGGCCCAAUAUGUACUUUAUAGUUUAGUGUAAUUCCAGUUUUGAUCUUAUCUUUUUCUCUUUACACAAAUGUAAUAUAAAGGAACCACAUGUGUACAGUGGGGUCCAAUCAUGUGUUUGUUGGAAAUACGCAUGCCAGGCAUUCCUCCAUGUACACACUGCUGCUCUGACUGGGUUCUGGCAACUUCUAAAAAAAACCUGAACAUGGGGAAUGGAACAAAAAAGCUCACAAACUAUUUAAAGGGUUAUUAUGCUAUGCCUGUAACACGACACCUUCCUUCCUCCAUUACACACGUUCCUUUCACUUUCAGCCCAGAAAAGUGUUAACACAGUUUCUUUGGAAUAGAAACCUCUUAUGUUAGAGUAAAGCGACUAUGGGAGGAAUUUGCCACUAAAUUGUCUCAAAAUAUUGUGUUUUGUGCAAGAUAACCCUGUAAUUUGCCCUUGCAAAUGAUUGUUAUAAUUUGUGUAUUGUAUACAAAAUAGUAAAAUUAUGUUAAUAAAAAGAGGAAUCUUUUAUUCUUUAAUGUUUAUUA
Chrysemys picta bellii (western painted turtle) is the source of this 2388-nucleotide messenger RNA. The record is from RefSeq and is a predicted model, not a curated record. NCBI's taxonomy places the organism in Eukaryota, Metazoa, Chordata, Testudines, Emydidae.